AUGCAGACCCGCUUCUCCACCGUCUGGUCUGGCCCACUUAGGCUUAGGACCAAUCAAUCUCACACCGAAUCUAUUGGAGUUGUAGUGAACCUUCCAUGGCUCUGCAAAGAAUCCCUUAACAGACUCCUCCAAAAAGAAGUCUGGAGAACCGUGAGGACCACAGGUCACAGCAACCUUCCACUCCUUACUGGCAAUUGGAGGAAUCAAAGAUGCUGGAACGGGUUGUGGAGCAGACACUGGAGCUGGCAGAGUGCAUGCUUCCAAGUUAGGUUGACCCAAAAAGAGAACGUCUCCCAACUUGAGCACUCUUCCGUUGUAUCCACCAAGGUUUCCGAGAGCAAAGGUGGAACGAGAGCCAAGAUACUCAGUAACAUCGAUACCGCCUCUGAUAGCCAAGUAACUUCUGCAUCCAGAAGUCAGCUUGCCAAUAACCAGUUUGUCGCCUCUCUUAAUGUCAAUUGGCUCGUACAUUUUCUUGGACUCGCCGUUGACAGUAAUUGGAACCUCUCCACCGGUAAUGCCAAUGACGGCCUCAUGGUGGAACAAAAUGGAAGGACCGUUCAAAGUAAUUUCAAUAGCAGGAGCCUUUUCGUGGUUACCAACAAUUCUGUUGGCCAGUCUGAAAGAGUAAGCGUCCAUUGGUCCAGAAGGUGGAACACCAAUUCUCCACAAACCGGUUCUACCUGGGUAGUCCUGGACGGUGGUGUAGGCACCUGGAGAAGUGAUCUCGAAAGCGUUGGCCUUGUAAUCGUAAGAGUCCAAAACCUUGGUAGCAACCUUGGCAGUCUCAAACAUGGUGGAGUUGGCAACAGAUCUCAAGUAGUCGAUAUUGGUGUCAAUUCUGGCCCAUUUUGGGAAUUUGACCUCGGUCAGCUGUCCCGGCGAAGGCAUGAAGUCUUUGACUGGGUUCUCGGCGUACAGUCUAGCUUCCAUAGAGGCGCCCUCGCACCUGAUAGUCUGACUAAAGUCUGGAGACAUGUCUGCGGCGAUGAAAAGCAUCCACUCAACCAGGUCGAGUCCGGUCACUUGCUCUGUGAUUGGAUGUUCAACCUGGAGACGAGCGUUGACUUCCAAGAAGUAGAACUCGUCUCUUUUCUCGUCGUAGAUGAAUUCCACGGUACCAGCACCUUUAUAGUUGAUCGAGGCAGCAAGCUGCUCGGCAGCUUUUCUCAUCUUGGCUCUGGUGGUGUCUGGGAGGUUUGGAGCUGGUGUUUCUUCGAUAAUCUUUUGGUUUCUUCUUUGCAAAGAGCAAUCCCUUUCCCCAAGAGCAAUAGCCUUACCGUAACCAUCACCAAACAUUUGGAUUUCAACGUGACGAGCAUUCUCAACAAAACGUUCAAGGAAAACACCAGAGUCACCAAAGUAGGCUUGACCUUGAUGUUGGACGGUCUGGAAAACUCUCUCAAUGUCGGCAGCAGAAUCGACUUUUUGCAAACCAAUUCCUCCUCCUCCGGCAGUAGAUUUCACCAUGAUAGGACCCAAUUUUCUGAUGGCAUCACCACUUGGUCCAACAAAGACAAUGUUCUCCUUCUUCAAUCUGUCCGAGAAAUCGGCGUUCUCAGAAAGGAAACCGUAACCAGGAAUAACAGCCUGGGCACCACUGUCCUUACAUGCCUUGACGAUCUUGUCGAUGUUGAUGUAGGUCUCCGCGGCAGAAACUCCGUGCAAUGGAAUGGCAACGUCGGCAAUCAAAGCAUGCUCAGCAUACUUGUCAGCGUCAGAGUAGACGGCAACCGACUUGAUAUUGAGUUUCUUGAGAGUCUUGAUGAUACGAACAGCAAUUUCUCCUCUGUUGGCCACCAACACGGAGUCAAAAGGCUUUUUUUGCUUGGAAACCUCCUUUUGUUGAAGGUAGUUUCUCCAUCCACCAAGAUGGGUAAUGUCCUCGGAACCUUUCUGGGUGUAUCCAAUCUCUUCGCAGAUGAACGAUUUCACAACCUCGCCAGAUUUGGUCUCGACAGAUCCAAUUCCCAGAGGCUCUGGGACCAUGGAGAUGAACUCACCAAACUUCUCAGUUGGAACAGCGUAGAUUUCGAUCUCGAUCUCAGAUCCUUCUUCGUCGUAACUGACCCUGCGCAAGCCAGGUUUGGCAAUUGGUCCGGUCACAGGAAGAGCAUAGAGUUUGUAGUUCUUGGAAGUGGUUGUCUUCUCAACGAAAGCCGCUUGGACCUUCUCCAAUUGCCAGUGGAGAGGAAGACCCUUCAAGUGAGCACCAACAACCGCCAGUUUGACGGUGGUCUCUGGGUUAGGAAUUGGCAGAGUAGGGUCGAUCUCGUCAGAGACACCAGCCUCCAAAUCUUUCAUAGCACCCAGAUAUCUUCCGUUAGGAUACAAGGUCUUGAAGAACUUGCUUGCCAAGUCGAGCAAAGCGUAGUCCUCGAAAGCUUGUCCCAAAAUGGUGACACCAUUAGGAAGACCGUCGGAUCUGAAUCCAACAGGAAUUGCCAAUGCAGACAAGUCUGCAAGGUUGACAAAGUUGGUCCAGGUACCUUGUCUGGAGUUGACAAGAAUUGGUUCUUUUUGAACCUCGGCGAUGGAUGGGUUCAAUGGACAAGUUGGAACAAGCAUGACCUCGGUUCCGGCAAAGCUGUCGUGAACACGCUUGAGAAUGGCCUGUCUCUUACACUUUGCGAGGUCCAGCAACGGCGUGAAGUCGCAUGGAACGAUCUCGGCUCCCAUUUCCUUGAAUGUGUUGACGGCCUUUUCGUAGAUCUUUGGGUUUUCGGUGUCGUUGUACCACAGUCCGGUGAGAUCUGUAGGAACGGCGAUCUUUGGCUUGGCCGAGUAUUGUCUCUUUGGGUUGGCAGGAAGGGCUCUGGAGUACUCGCAGUUGGAGAAGUCGGCCUUGGCCAAGAUAUCGAAACACAAUUGAGCGUCGCCCAAGUUUGUUGCAAACACAGAAGGACAAUCCAACGACUUACAAGCAGGAACAACACCGGCGGUGGAGAAAGCACCCUUAGUUGGCUUGAGUCCAAUCAGAUUAUUCAAAGCAGCAGGAACUCUUCCUGA
Molecule: messenger RNA, 3009 nt
Organism: Ogataea philodendri
Lineage: Eukaryota; Fungi; Ascomycota; Pichiomycetes; Pichiales; Pichiaceae
Exons: 4
Coding region: 1-3009 (1002 amino acids)
Source: RefSeq, a predicted model, not a curated record